AUGUCCUCUCUGUUCCUCGUCAACAGCAUCCGUCAGUUUUACUGCGCGUCGAAGCGGAAGAGCGCGGUGGAGCUGCUCCAGGAGACGAAGGCGUUCUACGUCAAGUCGGAGACGGUGCUGGACCGGCAGCAGCAGCUGAAGCAUGCGGGCCACCUGCAGGUCACCUCCUCGGCCAUGGACACCGUCUUCCUGCGCGGGCCCAGGCCCCGCAGCGACCCGGCGCCAGACCACAAGUACAUCCACCCGCACGUGCUGCUGCUGAGCCCGGCGGUGGCGCCGGCGGUUGCUUGUGAUGAGCGCCCAUUUACCAGGAAUUCCUGUCCUCGAAGUCCUGCAGGCUGCAGCAUUCACAAGUCACUACCUGAUCUGCACGCAGGUGCUGCUACUAGUCCAACAACAUCUACUGAAGCUAGUGAGGUCCGCUCCAUUAGCAGUCGAUUAGGAAGAAGAUCUUGUGGAUCAGCAAUGAGUACACACUCAUCAGGAGGAAUUGCACAGAAGGCCCUAAAGGAGAGUACACCAAAAAACGCACCUUGUGUCACUCCAUUUAUGAAUUCUCAGCACAGAGCACAUCCUAUCAUGAGAUCAGAAACGGUGAUUACCCAUCGGAGUGGAAUGCAUUCUCUUGAUACAUUUCGAAAUGAUGUGUCAUGUGAAGAGAUCCUGAGGUCAUCAAAUUUUUCAAAGAAAAGUGUGAGAAAGAAGAUAUCUCAUGACACAUGUGAUGGGCCAACCAGUAAUAGUAGUUUUAGUGACAGCGGAGCAGAAGACAUCUCAUCCCCUCAGCCUCUGAGGGCAACUCCAAUUAAUCAAAGUGCAGACAGACAUCGUCCCAUACUCAGAUCCAAGUCGGAUAUAAGUCACAGAUACUCAAGAGGUAAUAUGAUAUCUACACCAAGACUGCAGCCACAAGAACCUCAUUCCAAUGAGCAACUGGAACAAUUCUUUGAACAAUUAGGACUGGAAGCUAAUGAUUACAGGUCAUUAGCAACACCAUUGUCUGGUUCAUCUUCACCUAUUUUCUUUGAAAGUGUAAGCUCUGUUGAUUCAGCAGUUAUUUGGGGUCCAGAUAGUGGAGGUACAAGCGGAAAUCAUCAACGCCCUUCAGAACAAUUAUCCAUUGUUGAAAGAAAUGCUCGUAUCAUAAAGUGGCUGUGUAAUUGUCGGAAAGCUCAAUUAUCCACUCAUUCACCAAGCUGAUUUGUUGUAUAAAAUGAAAUGUAAAGUAUAUGUAAAGUAUUUUUUUUAAUGCUGUGAAAGUCAUCCUUACUUUUAAUGAUAUGUUCCUUGAAACCCAAGAAUGUUUACAUUUAAAAAUAUUCUUUAGUUGACUGUUGACUUAUUCAUGUAGAAUAGAUGUAAUUAAGUACUCUUUUUGAUAAUAAUGUACCAAUUCAAUUAUUAACUUCAAUGAAGUAAUAAAUACUAUAUUUAUUUAAUAUAUAUGUUUACCCACACGUUAAAAUAGUAGUCAUAUUAAAGUGUUUUCUGGUUUCCAUACAAAUGCAAAAAGGUCAAUAUUUAAUAUUGAAAUUAAAAAGCAUAUACUGUUUAGAGUUAAAAAAAAUUGAAACCAGAUUAAAAUAUGGUAGUGUUGACCAACUUAGCUGCUUCCCUUUGACAUAUGCUUUAAUGUAAUUAAAGUUCAGUGAUACCAGCUAGUAAUGGGCUUUCACAUUUUAUGCACAUCUGUAGAUUUAUGUACAGUCCCUUGUGAGGUAUGAUAUGUGUUGUGUACAUCAUCUGUGUCUACAUAUUAUGACAAUACAUUAUACUGCAAGCGCCUUGUUAUUACCAGAAGUUGCCAAAAUCACAGUAAUAUUUGAAACAGGGCAGAAAUAGAUGGAAAACAUCUCGUUUUUGACAAUUCAUUUUUCAAAGUAUUUACAAAAUAUUUUUGAUCAAAAAAGUAAAUCCAUAAAAUAAAUAGAAUUUUUUUAUGAUUGUAUGCUCAUUAAUAUCAACAGCAAAAAUGCAAAGUGUACAAUUAGAUGAACAUAUCCAUGUAUUAAGUUGCAAUCUCUUUAGAAAACUAGCAUUAAAUUAGUAGAUGUUAGCUAGAAGCAUCUGCUGCAAAAUGAAGUUAAAUUGAAGACUAGAUUUCCAGUUAUGUAUCAAUGCAAGAGUUUAUUUCAAGUGUAAUAUGAAUGAUGACAAUGAAAUUUUAUUAAUAAAUUUAUGCUGUGUAACAAAAAUGAUAUGGUGUAUUUCAACAGUAACAUGUAGAUAAUUUUUAAGGAAUGUAAAGAAGAUGCAAAAAUAAAUUAUGUUGAAUUUCAA
Messenger RNA from Gryllus bimaculatus (two-spotted cricket), 2280 nucleotides. The record is from the annotation of a GenBank genome assembly. Lineage: Eukaryota; Metazoa; Arthropoda; Insecta; Orthoptera; Gryllidae.